AUGGUCUACCACGCGUCUUUUGCUCUCACAACAAUCGUACUCGCUUUUCUUAGUACGGUGAUUGCUGUUACCCACGACGACUCCGGUGCCCAGCGACCUCUCCACUAUUCAACCUUAUCUCGCCCUCAGUUUCAACGGCACGAUACGGUCUCGCAUCUAGCUUCGUUGUCGAAGGUCAAAGACGUGGUGAUAACCCCCGACUUGUCAGACUGGAUCAGAGAAUGGAUGAAGAAUGGGACAGUCCCUGGGUUGGCUUUGGGCGUCGUACAUCUGGACGGGGAGACAGAAUUUGGAGGGUUUGGGAACAGGACGGAGGACGGCGAUCCUACCCUCUUCGACCUCGCAUCUUGCUCGAAAGCCUUCCUUACAACAUCUCUCGGCAUCCUCAUCAACGAUUACGCCACUGCAACAAACUCUACUCCUCUGCCUUCCUAUGUGGAGACUGCGACAGGUGGAGUGUUUGAUUGGGAUAGCAAGGUGAAGGAUCUGUUACCUGAAGGAGAAUGGGGCUUGGAAGACCAGUGGGCGAGUGAGAAGGCAAACUUGAGGGAUCUGUUGGGGCAUAUGACUGGGAUGCCUAGACAUGACUUUGCCUACGCGCCAGGUGAUUCGGGCAAGGAUAUCGUGGCGAAACUCAAGCAGCAAAGACCAGCAUACGAGUUACGGCAGAAAUAUCACUACAAUAACCAGAUGUACAUGGUCGGCGCUCAUAUCUUAGCCACACUCACCGGCAACCCGUAUACCUCCUUCGUCCAAUCCCGCAUCUUCGACCCGCUCAACAUGUCCUCCUCUACUUAUUCUCCCGCCGCCGCUAGUGCUAGUAUCGACCAGGCCGGGAAAUCGGAGCUGUCGGAGACAUGGACAACGUUCGGCAGGAGGAUCCCGUUUUGGUUCAGGGAGGAAGAUGUGCAGUUGAACGCCGGGUAUGCGGGUGUGAUUUCGAGUGUGCAGGAUUUGGUACGUCUCGCCUUCGGUGGUCGCACCAAAUAUGUUCGAACAUUGUUGAAUUUCGGCGUCUCGCCGGUCGACAACCGGACCAUUAUUCCUCGCUCUGUCUUCGACGAGAUCACCACGGCGCACGCUAUUACGAAUGGCAGUCCAAAAUCGAGUGAUAUGUCUAUCGGAGGAUAUGGUUUAGGUUGGGAGAGAGCAAGUUAUCUGGGCAAAGAUUACCUGGCCCACUCCGGAGCCAUCCCUGGCUUUUCCCUCCGUAUCCUAUUCCUACCCAACGACGGUCUAGGCUUCAUCAUUCUCGUCAACGCAGGGGACAAGUUCGCGGAGAAUACGGUGCUAGAGAGGAAGCUUAUGCGUGCUGCAUUCGAUCUUUCUGACCCUGCUGGUCCAACCGAUCCCGAGAAGCCUAAGAAGAACGAGACCGAGACGACUCCCCUGCCAUUACCUCUUUCGGCGUAUGCAGGAACGUACAAUAAUUCAGGCUACGGUGGCUCACUCACCCUCUGUGAUCUUUCACCCUCUGCGCUCAACGCACACGCGCCUGAAUAUUGCGCGAGAGUCAUAGCGGACUAUGCCUCCGUCGACGCCUUCUUACCGCGAGCUUCCUCCGACGUGUCGACAGACCGAGCACCCCAACUCCUAGCGUCCUGGCCUCGCAUCUGGAGUUCCCACCUCCGUCUCACCCACGAAACAGGCAACAAAUUCUGGCUUGCUCCCUCCUCGCUCUUCGUAGAAGGUUAUGGACGGAAUGCGACACCUUUUGACACUUGGGACUGGGAAGGCGAUGGUCCGGGGGAGGCUGUGAUGGAGUUCGACGUUACUUUGGGAGAUGGUGUCCGUGGUACGGAAGAGGAGACAGGAAACGUUUUGGGCAUGGGACUAAGAUCCACCUUGGAUAAUGAAGGAGUGAGUAAUCGGGAGAAGAAGUGGGCUGGUAAAGAAGAAUUCACUGUGUGGGAUGUCGCGGAUGCGUGGUGGGAUCGGGUGACUUGA
Messenger RNA from Stereum hirsutum FP-91666 SS1, 1947 nucleotides. RefSeq names its product beta-lactamase/transpeptidase-like protein. NCBI's taxonomy places the organism in Eukaryota, Fungi, Basidiomycota, Agaricomycetes, Russulales, Stereaceae. The record is from RefSeq and is a predicted model, not a curated record. The transcript is spliced from 6 exons. The coding region runs from base 1 to 1947 and encodes 648 amino acids.